Aplysia californica (California sea hare) is the source of this 1544-nucleotide messenger RNA. Its product is annotated as testin. Gene Ontology annotation, molecular function: zinc ion binding. The record is from RefSeq and is a predicted model, not a curated record. NCBI's taxonomy places the organism in Eukaryota, Metazoa, Mollusca, Gastropoda, Aplysiida, Aplysiidae.
UCGCUCGCUCACUCACUCACCCAUUUCGCCACUCGCGCGCUCUCUCACUCCCAUCCACCUUUCUCCCUCACAGUGAUUCUGACUAGACAGACAGUUGACUGAGCCUAACAGGCGAUUGCUUGGUCUAGAUCUACUUGCCAGUGUUUUUGCUGGGAGAAGAUUCUGCGCUGCGAAUUUCUUUCCUGUUAGCGGACUAUCAUUGAUUUGGCCCCCACUGAACGUCAGCAGCGAGGUGUUUUAUCACAAAACCUCCCUCAUAUCGGAAACGGCCUUAUGGCUGACCCGCUUCCCGAUGUCACGGUAGCCGGCUGUGGAACCAGAGGGCAUAUGAAUCCCCAUAUGAACCCUCAUAGUCCACACAUACAUCCAAAAGGCCCACACAUGGGCCCUCACAUGGGACCUCACAUGGGACCUCACAGCCCUCACAUGGGACCUCACAGCCCUCACAUGGGACCUCACAGCCCUCACAUGGGACCUCACAGCCCUCACAUGAGCCCCCAGAUGACUCCUCACAGCCCCCACAUGAGCCCUCACAACCCCCACAUGGCCCCUCUCAACACGCACAUGGCCCCUCUCAGCCCGUGCAUGCCUCAUCACCCCCCACACAUGAGCCCCCACAUGGGCCCUCACAGUCCUCAAAUGAGCCCUCACAUGGGCCCUCACAGUCCUCAGAUGAGCCCGCACAUGGUCCCCCACAACCCACACAUGGGCCCUCACAGCCCUCCGAUCCCCCCGCCCAACCCACAGCCGGCCCCUCACCAGGAUGGCUUCAGGAACGGCACGAAAUGUCUCCGGUGUGCCGACAACUGCCCUGGCCUGGAUCUGCAUUACUUUAGGAAAAUAUGCAAAAACUGCCGUUGCCUAGCGGAAGAUCACGACAUGCAGCCGUGCCAACAGAGAGAUUUCCGACCAAUGAGUUUGCUGUUCCAGUCAUGUGAUUCGCCCCCGGCACCCCAGGACCCCAAACCUGAUUGGACGACACAGUUCCAGAAGUUGUCCAUCACCGACCCUGGUGACUUGACCCAGCUCAAGCCGGCCCAGAACGAUAUUGUGAUGACCAAGCUGAUCAGUGAGAACGUGCCUUGCCAGAGCUGCCAGCAGAAGAUGGAGAUGGGUGGGCCCGCCGUGAUAGCCAGUAAGAUCCCAGGAGACUGCUGGCACCCGGGCUGUUUCGCUUGCACGACCUGCCGACAGUUGCUGGUGGACAUGAUCUACUUCGCCAAGAAAGGACGUAUCUAUUGUGAGAGACAUUAUGCGGACCUGCUGUACCCACGAUGCUCUGCUUGUGAUGAGAUUAUCUUCUCCCGUGAGUACACCCAGGCGGAGGGUCGUUCCUGGCACGUGCAUCACUUCUGUUGCUGGUAUUGUGACGCUCCGCUGGCUGGACAGAGAUAUAUUGCCAAGGACAAUAACCCUUACUGCGUCACUUGCUUUGACAAACUCUUCAGCAAAAUCUGCAACACAUGCCAGCGGCCUAUCACUGCCGAUGCCCCAGGGGUCACUCACGGAGACUUCCACUGGCACGCUUGCCCGCACUGCUUCAG